Trematosphaeria pertusa is the source of this 827-nucleotide messenger RNA. Its product is annotated as thioredoxin-like protein. Gene Ontology annotation, molecular function: oxidoreductase activity. NCBI's taxonomy places the organism in Eukaryota, Fungi, Ascomycota, Dothideomycetes, Pleosporales, Trematosphaeriaceae. The coding region runs from base 49 to 708 and encodes 219 amino acids. The transcript is spliced from 3 exons. The record is from RefSeq and is a predicted model, not a curated record.
AACCAGUCCAACACCGUCACCGUGGCUUUCAGAUCAACCGUCCGCAAAAUGACCAACUUCGAUAUCAAAAUCGUAUCCGACACGGUGUGUCCGUGGUGCUAUGUCGGCAAGAAGCGGCUCGAAAAGGGCAUUUCGUCAUACAAGGAGAAGCAUCCGGACUCCAAUGACACGUUUUCCAUGACCUGGUACCCUUUUUACUUGAAUCCCGAUGCGCCGAAGAGCAUCGACAAGCAGCAGUACUACAAGUCCAAGUUCGGCGAGGAGCGGACUGCGGCGAUGUUCGAGAGGCUUGGGGCGCUGGGGAAGAGCGAGGGGAUUGAUUUUAAGUUCGGUGGGAGGACGGGGAAUACGCGGGAUUCGCAUAGAUUGAUCCAACUCGCGAAGACCAAAGGCCCGCAAAUGCAGACUCGCGUGAUUGAAGAGCUCUUCGCAGCCUACUUCGAGAACGAGAAGGACAUCACCUCCCAGGCCGUCCUCAUCGAAGCAGCCGUCAACGCCGGGCUCCAGGCAUCGGAAGCAAAGGACUGGCUCGAGCAAGGCAAAGGUGGACCCGAAGUCGACAAAGAAGUCCAGGACGCGUAUGCGCAGGACAUCCACGGCGUGCCGAACUUUACCAUUAACGAUCGUUUCGAGGUCGGCGGCGCGCAGGAACCUGCUGUUUUCGUGCAGCUCUUUGAACGCCUGAAGAGACAGGAAGGAAGCCUUUGAUUUGAAUGACAAUGCGCUGCGUAUGUUAGAGUAGGUACAGCUUAGGCGGCGUACAUACAUCUGUUCAUGACGUUGCAUUUCAGCCCCACAUACAAAUUGUAAGACCCACUCCGUCUGCC